This is a messenger RNA of Ipomoea nil (Japanese morning glory), 4158 nucleotides long. Its product is annotated as putative E3 ubiquitin-protein ligase LIN-1. Lineage: Eukaryota; Viridiplantae; Streptophyta; Magnoliopsida; Solanales; Convolvulaceae. The coding region runs from base 209 to 3997 and encodes 1262 amino acids. Gene Ontology annotation, molecular function: protein binding. The transcript has 15 exons. The record is from RefSeq and is a predicted model, not a curated record.
UGUAGCAAAAUGGAGUACAAUAGAGGUUGAGGCCUGAGGCCGGGGCCCUCAGACGUUGGCUAGCUCCUCAAACGUUACACUCACUCACGAGCACAACGUAUGUACCUUCCUGUAAUGCUUAUUAUAUAUCUAUCUUCUUCUCCGAUCCCCCAUGGCCUUCUUCUUCUCUGCCACAAAUUAACUUCCCUGGCCUCUGAUCUUCAUUUCAAUGGCUUCUGCUUCUUCUCCUCCCACUUGGGGGGAUAAUGAGAAAUUAGACCUAAAAUCUGUGCGCCUAUUUGUCACUUUCAUCAAUCACCAUAUGCAUGCAUUACUCACGGAUAACAAGACAUGGAAAGUUUUCAAGUCCAGAUGCACUUCCAAGCUUCAAAUCCCCCCCGAUGGAGGAGGAGAUGAGGAGGAGCAUUCAGUCCUCUCCAAUCUCUACUGGGGUUUACACACUAUUGAAGCAGCCAAUAAAGCUAAAUGGGCAGAAGAAAAAAUUUCCAUGCUUCAUGCUUCUGAGAAGAUGCUCCAAAUCCCUGCCGCCCUAGAUGAGCAUGGAGUCACAGCAGGAAUCCCAAACCAUCAACUGCUUGCCUGCUCAUACUUUUAUCUCUCCCUACUGUGGAAGCUCCAGGAGGAUGAGUGGCAGGUAGCAAUCCAUUUUCUUCAGGCUCUCACUCUCUCCCCAACCCUAAUCCAUACGGAUUUGGCUCCCCAACUUUGCAAAACCUUGUGUCGUCUCUCCAUACACAAAGAUCAGUUACACGAUGUGGCGGCAAUCGCAAACAUGGCAAAGAGAUACAAGUCCUGGUUAAUGUACUACCAAAUAAUAGAUUUCAGAGAGACUCCUCAGAAGCCAAGACAGGCCACGGCCACACAAACAACCUUGCCUCCCCAUGAAUCCCUAGAAUCAGUGCAGUUUGAGAAGGUGCAUCCACCAGAGGAUAUGGUUGACAAGGCAGAGGCCUUGAACAACUUAUUCCAAAAUCACGUACAAGCUAUUAAACAAUCCAGAACACAAUAUUCUGAAGAAACUAUUACAACAUCAAGUAUCAGAUGUCUCAAAGAUAUCUUAAUGGAAUCCCAGUCAGAUUCACCCAUUUCACCAGAUUUAAGUGACAGCAGUGACACUGAAGAAUGUUUUCCAAAGGAAAACGCAGCUGUUUGCUCCUUAUCCAUGCCUAGCAUAGUCUCUAAGUCUCAAGCUUAUAGACACUGGACAUAUGGAGAGAGAGCAGAAAAUAAAACCAGUGAUUUCUAUUCCAAAAGAUUCUCCAGCUCAUUUCCCAGUAAGAAGUUAUCAGCAUUAGGAAUCAGAAGCAUCAAAGCACAACAUGUUUUUGGCAGAAACAAAGAAGCAGCAAGGCAAGGGGAGCUACAAAUAGACGACGAUCAUGAAUUUUAUGGCUAUACAGGGGGUUCUAUGUCUAUGCGUGAUUCUCAUUUCUACCAGGUAAAGUGCCAGCGGAGUUCUUCAGUGAGGAAGAAAGGAGAAAGUCACCACAAGAUCACAAAGGAAGGACAUACCCAUAUAGAGCAAGUUGGAAUACUUGAGAAAAUAAUUUCAAAGUUAUGUUUUAUGGAGGAACUAAGAAAUUGUCAGGAAGAUCAUGCAGCUGACCUCACAAAAAUAUAUGAAACUCUGAAUGAUAAAGCAGGAAUGAAGUACUCUCUACUGAAGGACAUCAUUCUAGAUCAAUUACUAAGGGCUAUAUCAACAUCCAAAGAAGAGCAGGUGAUAAGAGAAACAGUAUCCACACUAUCAAUUAUCAUUUCAAAGAACCGAUCAGUUAUUGAAGACAUCAAGAGAAAGGGAUUGCAGUUAAAUCAUUUGGCAACUGCUCUUAAAAGAAAUGUUCAUGAAGCAGCCAUAUUGAUAUAUUUAAUAAAUCCAAGUCCUGCAGAAAUCCAGAUGUUAGAAAUUUUACCAUGUCUCUUGGAUGUUAUAUGCACUUCAAACAGCUACAAGGGUAUGCUAACAUCACUUCUGCUGACACCUCCUGCAGCAUCAUUAAUGAUUAUUGAAGUACUAGUAACUGCACAUGAUUAUACAACAAAUAAUCUGCACUUAUCUGCGAUCAGCUCUCCAAGAGUACUCUCAGGACUCCUUGAUGCUCCAAGAAACAAUAAUCUUGAAGAGAUUAUUGCUUUGGCUUCAGUUCUUGUUAGAUGCAUGCAAUUUGAUGGGAAAUGCAGAAAACAUAUAUCACAUCUUUCCCCUCCAGUGGCUCCAUUUAUCACUCUGUUGAGCAGCAACAGCAAGCGUGCAACAUCAAUUGCACUAGAGUAUUUUCACGAACUGCUUUGCAUACCACGGUCUUCAGCUGUUAAUGUAUUGCACCAGAUACAAAAGGAAGGAAGCAUCAAUAACAUGUGUGUCUUAUCACUCCUUCAGAAUUCACAACCAGAGCACAAGCCUUUGGCAGCAAGUCUGUUGCUUCAAUUAAGCACGCUAGAGGAGAUAUCCAACAAACUCAUAAACAGUGAAAAGGCUAUAGAAGCCUUUCUAGAGUCAUUGAUGCAUGAAGAAAAUUCUGCUGCUCAGAAGCUGUCAGCAUUCAUUCUAUCAAAUCUUGGUGGAACUUAUUCAUGGAUGGGGGAACCAUAUACCAUACCAUGGUUAGUAAAGAAGGCAGGUUUGACCUCUAUGUAUCACCGCAACAUGAUAAAAAAAUUUGACUUCUCAGAUGAAAGUUUGCAGGAUGUUGGCAUUGAUGCAUGGUGUGGCAAACUUGCAAGGUGCAUUUUGAAGUUUGGGGUUCCUGUUUUCCAUGCUCUAGAGAAGGGACUUAAGAGCAAGUCAAAGAGCAUUUCUCGAGACUGUCUAGUCAUUGCCACCUGGCUUGGUUCUGAGGUUACAAAAGGUACAGAUGAUUUGAGAUAUGCAGCAUGUGAAAUCUUACUAAGUACAAUUGAGCAAUAUGUGCACCCUGGACUGGAACUUGAAGAAAGACUAUUAGCUUGUCUAUGCAUAUACUAUUACACUUCUGGUAGAGGGAUGAAGAAACUAGUCAACUUUUCUGAAGGUGUUCGAGAGUCGCUAAGGCGCCUUUCCAACAUUACUUGGAUGGCAGAAGAACUACUGAAAGUAGCUGAUUAUAUCCAGCCAAAUAAGUGGCGAAUAUCAUGCGUUCACACUCAGAUUCUUGAAGUGUGUCAGAGUCAAAGUGGAGCCGUGACUGCCCUCAUCUACUAUAAAGGGCAUCUCUUCAGUGGACAUGCAGAUGGUUCAAUUAAGGUUUGGGACAUCAAGGGACAAACAGCCUCACUUGUACAGGUUAUGAAGGAGCACAAAAGGGCAGUCACAUGCUUUUCACUCUUUGAGCCUGGGAAUUGCCUUCUAAGUGGAUCCUCUGACAAAAGAAUAAAGGUUUGGCAAAUGGUCCAAGUGAAUAUUGAAUGUAUUGAGACAAUAGUAACAAAGGAUUCAAUUCGCCGUAUCAGCACUCACGGGGAUGUGAUUUUUAUUAUAACCCAUAGCAACAAAUUGAAGCUGUUUGAUGUUUCGAGAAAAUUCAGAAGAGUCUUCAAGAAUAAAUCAGUGAGUUUUGCAACAGCAGCACAGGGAAAGCUCUAUGUAGGAUGCACGGAUUCAAGCAUACAGGAGUUAGCUAUAACAACCAGCAGACAGCAAGAAAUCAAAGCACCAUCAAAUAGAUGGAGGUGGAGAAACAAGACUGUGAAUUCAAUUUUUGUGUACAAGGACUGGCUGUACUGUGCAAUUGCAAAUGUUGAAGGUUCACAUAUUAAGGAAUGGAAAAGAAAUAACAAGCCACAGUUAUCAGUAAUGCCAGAAAAGGGCGCAAAUGUAUCGGCAAUGGAAAUAGUGGAGGAUUUCAUAUACUUCGUAUCCAGUGCAUCAAAAAGCAGCCUUCAGAUUUGGCUGAGAGGAACUCAGCAUAAGGUUGGGAGGUUAUCAGCAGGUAGUAAAAUAACAAGCCUGCUCUCAGCAAAUGACAUGAUUCUGUGUGGCACGGAAACUGGAAUGAUAAAGGGUUGGAUUCCCCUCUAGAAGGAUCACAGACACAACAAGGAUCCAAGUCAGCUACAUAUACUGCUAGCAUAGAUUUAUUCAUUUUCAUAAUGUACAGAUCAAAUGAAUUAUCUAAGUCUUAAAGGAAGAGAAUAAGAGAAUUACCUUAAGGUGGCUGCAAAUGGCUUGGUCAUUCUCAA